ACUGGAGAAAAGGAAAUGAGCAAAUUAAUUCGUGUUGCUUUCCUUGUUAUCCCUACUGGUACAUUUUUCGAAUAUGAUCGAUGUCAGGUAAUUGGUAUUAGUAUUGAAAAGGAUGCACCA
Messenger RNA from Funneliformis mosseae, 120 nucleotides. The record is from the annotation of a GenBank genome assembly. NCBI's taxonomy places the organism in Eukaryota, Fungi, Glomeromycota, Glomeromycetes, Glomerales, Glomeraceae.